CCUGGCUGGUCAGCCCCGGGGCCCCGGGGGUCCGGCCGGCCUCGAGAGGGACCUGGGGUCAGGCCCUGCCGCCCUCGUCGCUGCUGCAUCCCGUGGGGCCUGCCCCGCUUAUCAAAAAGGCGCUGUGCUGGAGGAUGCGCUCUGGGUCGCAGCCCUUCCUGCUGAGCGGGGCGUCUGGGGGUGGCCACGGUGGGGCUCUUUGGAUGCUGCACACCUGGUGAGGCCUUUGCGCCUCGGAGCAAGCGCAGGGAGGCAGCGGAGCGAAGGCUGCCUGCCCCUAUUCCAGGCCCCAUACUCCGAGUCUCCUAGCCUUGAGCUGUCAUUGCUCUUGUGGCGCUUUAGCUUAUGAUGCAGAAUGAAACCCAUCAAUAAAUCAGAGAAGCCAGAAAGCUGCGAUAAUGUGAAGGUUGUUGUUAGGUGCCGGCCCCUCAAUGAGAGAGAGAAAUCAAUGUGCUACAAACAGGCUGUCAGUGUGGAUGAGAUGAGGGGAACUAUCACUGUACAUAAGACUGAUUCUUCCAAUGAACCUCCAAAGACAUUUACUUUUGAUACUGUUUUUGGACCAGAGAGUAAACAACUUGAUGUUUAUAACUUAACUGCAAGACCUAUUAUUGAUUCUGUACUUGAAGGCUACAAUGGGACUAUUUUUGCAUAUGGACAAACCGGAACAGGCAAAACUUUUACCAUGGAAGGUGUUCGAGCUAUUCCUGAACUUAGAGGAAUAAUUCCCAAUUCAUUUGCUCACAUAUUUGGUCAUAUUGCAAAAGCGGAGGGUGAUACAAGAUUUUUGGUUCGAGUGUCUUAUUUGGAAAUAUAUAAUGAAGAAGUUCGUGACCUUUUGGGCAAGGAUCAGACACAAAGGUUAGAGGUUAAAGAAAGACCUGAUGUGGGAGUUUAUAUCAAAGAUUUAUCAGCUUAUGUGGUAAAUAAUGCUGAUGAUAUGGAUAGAAUUAUGACGCUAGGCCACAAAAAUCGUUCUGUUGGUGCAACUAAUAUGAACGAACAUAGUUCCCGUUCCCAUGCCAUCUUUACAAUUACUAUAGAAUGCAGUGAAAAAGGCAUUGAUGGUAACAUGCAUGUCAGGAUGGGGAAGCUCCAUCUUGUAGAUCUUGCUGGUUCAGAAAGACAGGCAAAAACUGGAGCUACUGGACAGCGCCUAAAGGAAGCUACAAAAAUCAAUCUUUCACUUUCCACCCUUGGUAAUGUAAUUUCUGCCUUGGUUGAUGGAAAAAGCACUCAUGUGCCUUAUCGUAACUCUAAACUGACUCGUCUUCUUCAGGAUUCCUUAGGAGGAAAUUCAAAAACCAUGAUGUGUGCAAAUAUUGGGCCAGCAGAUUACAAUUAUGAUGAAACUAUCAGUACAUUACGGUAUGCCAAUCGUGCUAAGAAUAUUAAAAAUAAAGCUAGAAUUAAUGAAGAUCCAAAGGAUGCUUUGCUGCGUCAGUUCCAGAAAGAAAUAGAAGAACUGAAAAAGAAGCUUGAAGAAGGAGAAGAAAUAUCAGGCUCUGAUAUCAGUGGGUCAGAGGAAGAUGAUGAUGAAGAGGGUGAGGUUGGAGAAGAUGGAGAGAAAAGGAAAAAAAGAAGGGGAAAAAAGAAAGUCUCCCCAGACAAGAUGAUUGAAAUGCAAGCAAAAAUUGAUGAGGAGAGAAAAGCACUUGAAACAAAGCUCGACAUGGAAGAAGAAGAAAGAAACAAGGCUAGAGCUGAAUUAGAGAAACGGGAAAAAGAUCUUCUUAAAGCCCAACAAGAGCAUCAGUCUUUGCUGGAAAAAUUAUCUGCCCUGGAAAAGAAGGUAAUUGUUGGUGGGGUUGACUUGUUGGCCAAAGCUGAGGAACAAGAGAAACUUCUUGAAGAAUCUAACAUGGAACUGGAAGAAAGGAGGAAAAGAGCAGAGCAACUUCGCAGAGAACUUGAGGAAAAAGAGCAAGAACGCUUGGAUAUUGAAGAAAAAUAUACCAGUUUGCAAGAGGAAGCACAGGGAAAGACCAAGAAGUUAAAGAAAGUGUGGACUAUGCUGAUGGCUGCUAAGUCAGAGAUGGCUGAUCUCCAACAAGAACAUCAGAGGGAAAUUGAAGGCCUACUGGAGAACAUUCGGCAACUUAGCCGGGAGCUUCGACUUCAGAUGCUUAUUAUUGAUAACUUUAUACCUCGGGAUUAUCAGGAAAUGAUUGAAAACUAUGUCCAUUGGAAUGAAGACAUAGGAGAAUGGCAGCUAAAAUGUGUUGCUUAUACAGGAAAUAACAUGAGGAAGCAAACCCCAGUACCUGAUAAAAAGGAGAAAGAUCCCUUUGAGGUGGACCUUUCUCACGUCUAUCUUGCCUAUACUGAGGAGAGUCUGCGUCAGUCUUUGAUGAAACUAGAAAGACCACGAACUUCAAAGGGGAAAGCAAGGCCAAAGACAGGGAGAAGCUAUGGUAUCCAGUUUCAUCAAGCGAUACCACUGAGCCACUCCCUUACAAACGCGUCUGUUACUGCCUGUGUUGUCGGGAUGCUGCUGAAGACACUGUCCAUCCUAUCAUCUUGUGAAGACUCUCAAGAGAAAUUUCUUUUAAAGCUAAGUACCAGAUUAUUAUAUCAGACUAUUUUCUCCCUGCAUAUAUAAAAAGAGUGAGGUAAAAUAAUGCGUUUUCCACUGUGCUUUUGCUGAUAGGACUAUAAUAUCUGAUGACCUGCUUAUAGUCUUAUUUUUCUCUGGAUCAUCAUUUCCUCCUACUCCCUUUCUGCUUUGGUCCUAAUAAUGUUAUUUUCUGUCUUAAUCUUUUCCAAUAAAUCACUUUGAAUCCAUUUUUAAAACCAGGUGGAGUAAAAAUCACUGAAGACCACCGUUAGCCUGUGCCUUUACAGAAGGAGUUAACACAGUUCUGAAGCCACAGCCUGAACUUAAAGCGAGCUGGAGGAGCCUUCCAAACAGAUUUAUUAAUUAUUAUCUCAAUUUCUCUGUCUUAAGCUGUUUCAUUUGCAAAGCAAAUCAGGUAUUCAGUCCUUUUUCGGAAGUUGAACAAAUGUGUGGGAAAAUGAUUACGAAGAGGCUACUUCAAAAAGAACCUGUUUCCUCUCAGCAUUUAUCUUGGGCUUCCUGUGACCCAAUCUUCAAGUGACUUUUAUCAACGUUAUCAGAACAUCAGAUUGUCUUACCCAAACACGUUUAUGGCUCUGACUAAAGAAUAUGACAGAUCAGAUAUUCCUCUCCACCUGCUCCCCUCCCCCAUCCCUUUUUAGAGGGCUGGGGAAAUUUUAGUUUUUAAUCAAAGGCUUUAUUUCUCCAGUUGUGCAAAGGAAUUUAACUGGGACUUUACAACUGAAUAAAGUAUUUCUCAGAGUC
This is a messenger RNA of Gorilla gorilla gorilla (western lowland gorilla), 3322 nucleotides long. RefSeq names its product kinesin family member 3A (gene KIF3A). Gene Ontology annotation, biological process: microtubule-based movement. The transcript has 17 exons. Bases 356 to 2602 code for a protein of 748 amino acids. Gene Ontology annotation, molecular function: microtubule binding; microtubule motor activity; ATP binding. The record is from RefSeq and is a predicted model, not a curated record. NCBI's taxonomy places the organism in Eukaryota, Metazoa, Chordata, Mammalia, Primates, Hominidae.